AUGCAAAACUUAAAUUGCGCAUCUAGCUCAACAAUGGCUGCUUCCUCGGAUGAAAAAGCGUUUUUCAGUGCUGUGCAAAUUGGAGAAAAGAAGCCCUGUAGAGCAUGUACAGACUUCAAAUCUUGGUCUAAAUUACAAGGCAAAUCCACAAAAUCCACUUCGGAACGUAAGUAUGACAGAUACACAGAUAGCCUGGCAGAAGUUCCUGAUAAGCCACCAGAAGACUGCCCCUUAGACAGGCCACAACUGGGCCGUAAUACCUGGUCAUUUCUUCACACUAUGGCUGCAUACUAUCCAGAUAAACCAUCCACAACUGAACAGAAAGACAUGAACAAUUUCUUACAACUAUUCUCAAAAGUUUUCCCUUGUUAUGAGUGUGCAGAGGACUUCAAAGAAAAUAUAAAGAUUCAUCCUCCAGAGACAAGCUCCCAACAGAUUCUGUCAAAAUGGCUUUGUGAGAGACACAAUGAUGUCAAUAAAAAACUAGGGAAACCAAUAUUUGACUGUCGGAAAGUUAAUGAACGGUGGCGAGAUGGUUGGAAAGAUGGCAGUUGUGAUUGAUAGAUACUUACAGAAUACAGUGUAUAAUAUAUAUGGAUAAAAGUUGUUGAAGUGCCAAAAAGAGGUUGCCACACAUACCAGGCCAGGUAGAAAAGAGAAAAAACAGAUAGAGAUAGAGUUAACAGAACCCGAAGCCAAGAUAAUGAAAAAUGCUUGAUAAGUUUUGCUAGAAAUGUCACAAAUGUUGCAUCUUUACCAAGAAAUAUCUGACGUAUUUAUUUUCUCAAGUAUUGCAAAUUUCCUCAUCAUUCUGUCAAAAAUCACUUCUCUUUUACAGAGAUUUUCGACAUGUUUUUUCACAGUUUUCCACUUAUUUCGGCAAGAUUCUUACACCUUCACAGACAGUUAUUGAAAACAACACAAAGUGCAUUUCUCAUUUUCUAGGCUUGGUCAAAGACAAUAAUUUUUAAAUCAAAGAAGGCAUUGUGAGACACAAUAUGGCAAACCUAGAUUUGAAUUGGUAAGCGCAGGCCAACUUUGGCAAGUCAUAAAGUGGACAUAUUUUGAGCAUUAUACAACUCCACUACAGGGUUUGAUGACAAUGGUAAUUAUUGAAAUUGUACAAUGGAGUACAAUGUUGCUAUUGUGUGCUGCAGGGAGAGGAUGUUUAGAACUCCAUAAGUCUCAAUACACUCAGGGCUACCAAGUUGAAUAUUGGGUGUAUAAAAUGCAGAAAUAUAUGUGAUUUAGUCAUUUAUGAGGCAUUGGUCGCAAAAACAAGUCAUAUGAAAGCCUCAUGAAAGUUUCAGUUCAUAGCAAAACAACCGGGGGAGAUUUGAGAGGGAAUUGUAAAAAUUCAAAACCUCGAAACUAGACCAGUUGAUUGAAAGUGAGUUGAUCCCUUCAAGUAAAGUGUUAUCAGCAAAAGUUGUGAUACUAUGAACAUAUAAGAUCAAUUUCCUCAUAACUUAAUUUAUAUACAGAAUGAUUUGUAUGCAUAUGACACAUAGCGUCAGUCAUGAUUUAGAAAAUCCAACUGUAGAAGUAAAUAUUAUUUUAAGCGCACAAGCUCUGAAUUUUAUUUUAUGGAAUAAAUAUAUGUGAAUGCAUCCUUUGUUAAUCAAAUCUAUA
This is a messenger RNA of Owenia fusiformis, 1632 nucleotides long. Lineage: Eukaryota; Metazoa; Annelida; Polychaeta; Sabellida; Oweniidae. The record is from the annotation of a GenBank genome assembly.